AUGAGUACCUACGACGGGUACGGCUACGACGACGAGCCGCGGCGAUACCGCAACGUUCGCACCCGACCACGUGAGAGAGACGAGCCGGACUAUGUGAGAGAAGAGACGUACAUUGAGCGCGGCAAAGGCCCUGGACCACGUGGCGCUGAGUUGGUCUACCGCGGGCGCGAGGAUAGCGUCGAGGACAUCCCGCGAGACUUCCCACCACCAGGCCGUGAUGGCCGCCGUCAUGAUGACUACGCCUCGCAUCGACGUAGCAAGAGCGCGGGCGGCAGACGUUACUCCGACGACUACGAUGACGACAGAUACACCGACUACGGUCCCGCAGCUGCGGCUGGAGCAGCUGGCUACGCAGCAGGCCGACGCAGGGAGCGCGACCGACGUCGCCAUGACAGAGACUACGAUUCAGAAUACGACGAGUCACCACCUCGCCGCGAGCGCAAGAAGUCAGGCGUUGGCGACAUGCUCGAAGGUCUCGGUCUCGGCGGUCUAGUCGGUGGUCUCGUCGGCGGUAGCAAAGACAAGAAAGACCGCUCUCGUUCUGGCUCUCGCGGAGGCCGCUCAGCAAGAUCUCGUUCUCGAGCUGGCAGCCGUCGUGGAUACGAGUCGGAUGAAUCAGGUCGCAGCCGUGGCGGCGGCAAAAAGAGAACCGAGCGCAAAUGGGCUCAAGCUGCACAAGCUGCACUUGUCGCUGGCGCCGUUGAGGCCUUCCGUUCUCGCAAAGAGCCAGGUCCAUGGACGGGUGACAAGGGCAAGCGCAUCGCUACUGCUGCCAUAGGAGCUGGUGGUAUCGACGGUCUCAUCGAUCGAGAUCCCGACAAGAAAACCAAGCGCCAUCUCGCCGAAGCCGUCAUCGGCGGUCUUGCUGCCAACCGCCUUGCAAACGGCCCUCGCUCCAAGUCUCGUGGUCGCGGCGUCGACUCUCGUGACAUCUCUCCUGACAGCCGUGUGCCUCGCUCCCGCUCUCGCAGCAUCAUCGACAGAUUCCGUGGUCGUUCUCAAUCUCGUGGUCCUGGUGAUGAAGGCGGUGGAGGCGGAGGCGGAAGUGGUGCCAUCAAAGGCCUAGUUGGAGCUGGUGCUUUGGCCGCGGCGGGCAAAGCUGUCUAUGACCGUGUCCGUUCCAAAUCCCGCAAGAGACGCUCACCCUCAAACUCAAGCGCAGAUUCGUAUGUGCCCUCCCGCAACCGUCGCCGAGACAGGCGUGGCUCACCGAAUUCAGAUACCGGGACUACUCGCCGGACCGACGCAGGUACCGGUCGCGAAGUCGCUCGCGGUACUAGAGACCCCAGUGCCUCAGCUGUCGCAGCUGGUGCUGGUGCUGGUGCUGGCGCUGGCGCUGGCGCUGGAGCUGGGGCGGCCGCUCGUGGAAAUGGUGAAAACAAUGGCGAUAAUAUUUCCAGCGACAGCAGUAGUACUACGGACAUGGAGAAGACACGAAAACACAUGCGCGGAAAGGAGCUCAUCACGGCCGGUCUUGCCACCAUUGCGACAAUACAUGCGGCCCACGGAGUCUAUUCGAGUAUGGAAGCACACGAGAAGCGUCACAAACUAGUAGCAGAAGGCCAAAUGUCGGAACAAAAGGCCCGAAAAGAACAAACGAAAGCGUGGAUUCAGGACGCCGCAGCUGUCGGUAUUGCCGCACUCGGAAUCAAGGGCGCCUUUUCGGAAUGGAAGGAGAUGAAUGAACAGAGGCGUGAGAUCCAGGAGAUCGAAAAGCGGAAGGCGCAACGUCGCAAGAAACGCGUUGCUCGCCAGAAGCAGGAAGAGCGCGAACGCCACGAGCGCAUGAUGAACAUCCUCGAGAAGAACCCACAACUCGCCAUGGGCUACCACAUGCAGCAAAACGGCUAUCCUCUGCUUCCUGGCCAAGGCGGCGGACAAGGCUCUCAGGCUCCACCUCCCCCAGACCUGAGCGGAAACCCGUAUGCACCGAGAGACAGAGGACGGUAG
This is a messenger RNA of Zasmidium cellare ATCC 36951, 1950 nucleotides long. RefSeq lists its product as uncharacterized. Lineage: Eukaryota; Fungi; Ascomycota; Dothideomycetes; Mycosphaerellales; Mycosphaerellaceae. The record is from RefSeq and is a predicted model, not a curated record. Bases 1 to 1950 code for a protein of 649 amino acids. The transcript is spliced from 3 exons.